CUCGUCGGAAAAAGUGAUGACAUUUGGACGGUCCGAUUUAGAGUGGCGGCCCGUCUCCGGCCCAGCAAACUGGAAGCCCAAUGGGUUGUGCUGCUACAACCCGGGCGGCCCAGAAAAGAUGGCAGCCGGAAAGUCAGCCGGAGCUGAUGGGAGGCAGAGGCUAUAAAUGACCAGAUCCGUCGCCAUUGGAACUCUGCGCCUAGCCCCUGGAGGAGUCACUGCUCUCUGGCCGAAGAACCAAUUUUCUUCUCCCCCGCAACAAAAAGAAAAUUUAAAAAAAAAAAAUAAAUAUUUUACAGCAGAGAUCUCCGAUAGAUUCAUUUCCUUAGAGCAUAGCUAGGGUUAGGAGGUGCGGAUUCAAAUUAGAUAAUCGGGGGCGUAUUUCCCACCUGUGCCAAAUUCUACUUCUUCUUCUACUACUACCCUUUUUUCCCUUUCUAAAUCUAAUCGCUGUACAAACAGAAAGACGAUUUCUUGGUUUCCUUUCGUCCUUUGUCUAAUCUUCGUUGCUCGGCCGAUCGGUACAGUUUCGCCCCAAUUUUGUUGGGAUUUGGAUAAAUUUGUGGAUAUUUGUUAGGGUUGAAGAAUUUGCCGGUAAGGGAUCCGUUUAGGGAUAAAAAGGAGGGAUUUUUAUUCUAGGCAUUUGGUAGUUCUUUUGUUAUGGAUAAGAAGAAGGUUGCCGUUCCUUUGGUCUGCCAUGGCCAUUCCCGGCCGGUGGUGGAUCUGUUCUACAGUCCUACUACUCCCGAUGGUUUCUUCCUGAUCAGUGCCAGCAAGGAUUCUAGUCCCAUGCUUAGAAAUGGAGAAACUGGAGAUUGGAUUGGAACCUUCGAAGGGCAUAAGGGUGCAGUGUGGAGCUCCUGCUUGGAUACUAAUGCAUUACGUGCUGCUUCUGCUUCUGCUGAUUUUACUGCGAAAGUAUGGGAUGCAUUAUCGGGGGAUGAACUGCAUUCCUUUGAACACAAGCACAUAGUUAGAGCUUGUGCGUUUUCAGAGGACACUCAUCUUCUACUUACUGGUGGACUAGAGAAAAUUUUGCGCAUUUAUGAUCUGAAUCGCCCAGAUGCACCUCCAAGAGAAGUUGAUAAAUCCCCUGGUUCAGUUAGAACUCUUGCUUGGCUGCAUAGUGAUCAGACCAUUCUGGGUUCAUGCACUGAUAUGGGUGGUGUAAGAUUGUGGGACGUAAGAAGUGGUAAGAUAGUGCAAACCCUUGAGACCAAGUCAUCAGUGACAAGUGCCGAAGUCAGUCAGGACGGUCGCUAUAUCACAACUGCUGAUGGUUCAACCGUCAAGUUCUGGGAUGCAAAUCAUUUUGGGCUUGUGAAGAGCUACAACAUGUCCUGCACUGUGGAAUCAGCUUCCUUGGAACCCAAGCACGGGAAUAAGUUCAUUGCUGGGGGAGAAGACAUGUGGGUUCACGUAUAUGACUUUCACACAGGGGAGGAGAUAGCUUGUAACAAGGGCCACCAUGGUCCAGUCCACUGCGUGCGGUUUUCACCGGGUGGAGAAUCAUACGCGUCCGGGUCAGAAGACGGGACCAUCAGAAUAUGGCAGACGGGCCCACUAACAAACGACGAGAGCGAUGGUGGGGCGACGGCGGCAGCGACAGCGGCCAAUGGAACGGUGGCAGGGAAGGUGAAGGUGAGUGCUGCAGAAGAAGUUUCUAAGAAGAUUGAGGGGUUUCACAUUAGUGGUGAUGAGGGGAAGGCUAAAGAGAAGGAUGAUGCAGCAGGGAAAGAGUGAUGUACCUCCUUUUUGCCCGAGUUAGACCAAACCCACUUUUUUUUUUUUUGUUGUUGUUAUCUUUUCCUUUUCGCGCCUUCUUCUUUUCUUGAUCUCUCAAUUUGUGUCGUUCGUUUUCAUCUCUGCCUUAUGGAAAUGGUGCUGGACUGAGAAGGUUGGUGUCUCUGGCUUUGGUCAGUCAUCAUGAUAUUUGGGAGGGGUUACAACUUGAAAGAAGACACUGAAAUUUUUGUACAAGCUUCUUCCAACACAAUCGCCUUGGUAUAUGUAAACUGCUAUGAGUUUCUAUGACGAGGAUUCACCUUCACGUUCCAGAUUAUGCGACCGCCUUAAACCGUCGUGAGACAUGUUAGUUUCUGUCUACGUAUGUGGUACGUUCGAAUAGCGAGGUGGUUGUGAAAGCUCUCUCUGCCUGUUUUUUGUCUUUGUUUCGAUUGUCUAAUUCCAUCGAUGGCAAUGCUUUGUCUUACCGUUUUAAUGUCGGAACCGAGUGAGUUGAUCAUUUUCAAGAACAAUUGUCUUUACAGCAUAAUUGGAUCGCCAUUGUUAAUCUUAUUUUCAAUUGUCUAAUUCCAUCAAUGGCAAUGCUUUGUCUUACCGUUUUAAUGUCGGGACUGAGUGAGGUGAUCAUUGUCUUACCGUUUUAAUGUCGGGACUAAGUGAGGGGAUCAUUUUCAAGAACAAUUGUCCUUACAGCAUGAUCGGAUCGCCAUUGUUAAUCUUAUUUUGGAUUUACUUACAAGAUUGGAUUCAUGCCUGUACCUCAAUCAAUCAGUUCUGGAGUGAAAAAGUAGUAUUCUGGCAAGGAAACGAAAGAAGACAGGACACAGCCACAUCCCACAGGCCACAGGAGCGACAGAAGGGCAGGGUAGAUAAAUAUGAAGAAGAAACAGGGCUAAUUGAGUCAUUCUCAACUUCUGAGUCGUUUUCUCUUUAUAUCUUUCUUCCUCCUUCCGUCUUCCCCGAUUCCUUUGGCCAUCGUGAAUCCUCAAUCCAUCUCGAGAGAGAGUGAGGGAAAGAUAGAGACUUUGAGAGAGUUCGUGCUGUACUGAAUAAACCGACUCUCCCUGACACCAAGCUCCGGUCCUUCCUUGCAUCUGGGCUCUUGUCUAUUUAAUUCUUCCUUCCUAUUUUCUCUUCUAAUCCGAAGAAGAAAGCUUUCUUGGCGGGAAACGAAGAUGUCGGGGAAAGGAGCAAAGGGUUUGAUUAUGGGGAAGGGAGCUGCUGCAGCGGCGGCAGCUAAUAAGGACAAGGACAAAGAGAAGAAGAAACCCACCUCUCGCUCUUCUCGUGCUGGUCUCCAGGUUUCCCCCCAUCCUCUUCUCUUCUAGAUCUUGCUCCCACUCUGUUUGUUCGCUUCUUCUUUUCCCCUGUAUCUCGCUCUCUGAGAUUUCGUUCAUCUGGGUUUGGUUUCAGCUGCCUUUUUUUUGGCCGCUCACUUCGUUUACUUGUCUUUGGUUCUGGGGACAUUUUCUUUCGUAUCUUGGGUGCUGUUUACGGCAGGAGGAUGUGAUGGGAUCUUGCUUUAAUUCGAAGUCAAAUAGCAGAGAGUUUCUUAGUUCGUUUGCUUAUCUUUUGAUGUAAAAAGCUUGAGUCAAGUGCGGUAAAUGAGACGUCUUUUCUGUUGUUUGAAUCAUUCCAAGUUCCUUGAGGAUAGAUAGAUAUGCCGCGCCCUUGAUUCAUGUAGAGUUUUCCAGUCCAUCAUACUGUCUUGCCUCUGUAUGAUGUUGCGGUUUGCUGUGGGUGGUUGGCCAAAAAUCGGUAGUUCUUGGUUUGCUGUACCUAGGAUUGGUUGGAAUGGUAACAGCUUAUGUGAUCUCUUGACGGCUUUUGGUUGCCAUUUGGUGCUUCUGGUGAUAGUUGCACAAGUUCUCAAAAACCUUUUCCGGUUUUCCCGGUCCAGCGGAGUUUGAUUCAUUUGUUAACUAGGCUGCCUUAGUUUAGAGAAGAAUUGGUUCCAAGUGCUGAUGCUGUGACCAAACUCAUUUGGUUCGGUGUUCGCUGUAGAUGCUUGAUAGGUUAAUGAAGGGUUCUCGUAGCCAAUAUGAUGAUACGAAGUUUACAGAUCGAGUAAUGUGACCUCUUAGAAUUUCACAUCCCAAGUUGCCCUGAAUGAUUUUUCCAGACCAGUUAAUUUAGUCUAAUGAACUAUUAUGGCCUCAUAUAUCUGGCAAGCCUAGACAAUGAGGUCAUCAGCCUUCUCAAAUUAGCUGAAAACAACGCAACUCGAUCACUGUUAUAACUGCUCACCAUUUCAUGGGGCUGUCAUAAGCAGAAACAUUGAUAUUUUGAUAGAAUGAGUCUGUAUUGCUAGGAGAACUUUUCAAGU
This is a messenger RNA of Linum trigynum, 4072 nucleotides long. The record is from the annotation of a GenBank genome assembly. NCBI's taxonomy places the organism in Eukaryota, Viridiplantae, Streptophyta, Magnoliopsida, Malpighiales, Linaceae.